Phymastichus coffea is the source of this 2488-nucleotide messenger RNA. It is a transcript of the gene IKKbeta, whose product is annotated as inhibitor of nuclear factor kappa-B kinase subunit alpha. Gene Ontology annotation, biological process: positive regulation of transcription by RNA polymerase II; tumor necrosis factor-mediated signaling pathway; peptidyl-serine phosphorylation. NCBI's taxonomy places the organism in Eukaryota, Metazoa, Arthropoda, Insecta, Hymenoptera, Eulophidae. The record is from RefSeq and is a predicted model, not a curated record. The transcript has 12 exons. Gene Ontology annotation, cellular component: IkappaB kinase complex; cytoplasm. Bases 135 to 2189 code for a protein of 684 amino acids. Gene Ontology annotation, molecular function: IkappaB kinase activity; ATP binding.
AAUUAUGUUUGCUUGUAUUAGCAAAAUAUUAUACUGUGACAGUGUAAUACGUUAUAUAUAAAUAAAUACUUUUAAAUUACCAAAUAAUCAGAUUAUUAUUGUAUAUUUUUUGUUUGACUGAUAUAUUAUUCAUUAUGGCUCUAUCAUCUUUUGGAAAUUGGAUGUUUGAAAAGAAAUUAGGAUCUGGAGGAUUUGGACAAGUUGAGUUAUGGAAAGAAAAAAAUACAAACAAACGAAUAGCUAUAAAAAAAUGUAUUUUACCAACCAACAAAAUGCCACAAAAACAAAUAGAACGGUGGCAGGAAGAAAUUAAGCAUUUGAAAAUUCUGAACCAUAUAAAUAUUGUUAAAUGGGCACCAUUACCUAGAGAAAUACAUUUUGAUGGACCAAUAUUAUGUAUGGAAUAUUGUAAUGGUGGAGAUUUACGUAAGAUUCUGAGGAAACCGAAAAACUCUUGUGGUUUAUUACAAACUGAAGUUUUAUCUGUUAUGAAAGAUAUUUCUUCUGCCAUAUGUUUCUUGCACUCGCAGCAAAUAACACAUCGUGAUAUCAAACCAGAAAAUAUUGUGCUCCAUAAACCGCAAAAUGGAAUGACAAUAUAUAAAUUGAUAGAUCUUGGUUAUGCAAAAAACAUUGGGAAUGUGACAGUGACUGCAUCAUUAGUUGGAACAUUCAGUUAUGUUGCUCCUGAACUAUUUAAAACAAAUAGAUAUACAUCUUCAGUAGAUUAUUGGAGUUUAGGAAUUUUAUUUUUUGAAGUUUUAACUGGCUGUAAACCUUUUAUGCCUUAUACAGAAAAUCUAGCUAAAUGGGUUCAAUGUAUACUAACAAAGAAGUAUGAAGAGAUAUGUGCUAAAGAAAUAGAUGAAAAAAUUGAAUUCUACAAUUAUAUUAUACAUCCUACAGACUUAUCUAAAAACAUUUUGGUUGAUCUAGUUGAGUGGUUCCAAAUUGCUUUACAAUCAGAUCCAAAGAAAAGAGGUAAAAGCAAAUCUUCAGGUGAACUUGUCAUAUUUAGUAUGUUAAAACAAAUCUUCCCAUGGAGAACAAUUAGGAUAUUUUUUGUAUGUUCGUAUCAAAUAGAUGAUUACAAUAUAAAAAAAAAUACAACACUCUUAGACAUACAAAAAUGGAUAGAAACCAAAUUCUCUAUACGUUUAUAUCAACAAGAAAUUGUGACCACUUCUGGAAAAGUACUCAAUGAAAUAGAAAAUACCGCAAAAAUUUUAAUAAAGGACAUUCCGGAUUCAUUUUUAUAUGUAUUUGAAAAAAACUGUUUCAAAGUUCCACAACUUGAUGAUAAUGUAAGACUCCCUGAAAUUCUUGAUACUUUGUUAGUGUGCCCAAAAGAAAUCAAAGAACAUUCACAAUUGAGACAGUGUUUUGCUGCAAUUAUAUAUGUCAUGAGACAAGAUGUUUUUCUAUUUGAACAGUACAUUUAUGCAUUGGGUAUAAAACUGGAUAUAAUAAAGAAUAAAUUGUAUACUCUUCAAAAUAAUGUCCAACAAAGAUUACCAAAAAUAGAAUUAUUAUUGAAAGAAAUUCAAAAGACUUUAAAAUCAUAUGAAUGCAAUGCUUUAAAAAUUCGUUGGAAAGACGUAAAUGAUUUAUAUAUUAAAGUAAAAACAAUUCAUUCUACAGUCAUCAAUAUAAAUGCUGUGCGACAGCGUUUAGAAAAUGAAGUUUCAAAUGCAUUUGAUAGUGAGAAAUUAGUACAAAAUCUGCAAAUCUUCACUGCGCCGUAUGAAAAGUUUUUAGACAUGUUUAAAAUAUUUGACAAAGAAAAUCCAUAUCGUUCUGAUGAAAUAAUUGAUAAAGUUAAUGAGUUGUCAUUGGUAUUAAGUGACUUUGUUGAACAAAAAAUAGAGCAAUUUGAAAGCCCCUAUAUGGAUUUAUUAGUCAAACAGCUGAUGAACUUUGAAAUAAAGUUGAAUCAAUUUGCAGAGGGUAUCAAAUCAAGUAUAGAACUGAUACCAUAUUAUGAAGCAAAGUUAAUAGAAUUCAGUAAUUUUAAGAAUCAAACUACUGUUGGAAAUGUUAAUCCAAUGAUUCCCUCUGAUUUAAACGAAUUAAAUAUGAAUGUAUUAAUAAAUGAUGACUAUGAAAUCAAAGAAAAUAUUGUUUUACGUGCCAUGUUGAAUGAACAACUUAAAAAGAGUUUGCAGCAGCUUCACAUGGAUUCAAAUUAAUGAAUAUUUUAUUUCUCGUGUUCUUUUUUGAAGUUAGCUUUAUAAAGCAUAACGAAUAACUAUAAGAAGCUUUGAAAAAAUCCCUAUUUUGGAAUAAAAGAGAUGUAACUUAUACUGUAUCAUUAUAACUUAUUGUUACUCUAUUCUCCCUGUUUACAAGUUGCUAAAAAAUAAAAUGCGUGUAAAAGUUUUAUUAAGACAUUAUGUAAUGAAGAAUUAUUUUUGUUAUAUUUUUAAAUAUGCUCAAGAAUUUGCGAAAAGUUAUACUAAUCAUAUUUUUUUUAUUAAAGCUUUAAUAA